Messenger RNA from Tarenaya hassleriana, 609 nucleotides. RefSeq names its product epidermis-specific secreted glycoprotein EP1-like. NCBI's taxonomy places the organism in Eukaryota, Viridiplantae, Streptophyta, Magnoliopsida, Brassicales, Cleomaceae. The record is from RefSeq and is a predicted model, not a curated record. The annotation marks the transcript as partial. The transcript has a single exon.
AAAUACAACACGGAGGUGUCGUCCACGGCCUGGGACGUGACGUACACGGCGUUCAAGAUAGGCGACUUAAGCGGUAACGACGAGUGUCGGAUUCCGACAUGGUGCGGUGAGUUCGGUCUGUGUAAGAGGAACCAAUGCAAUGCAUGUCCCACCGACAGGGGUCUUCUGGGUUGGGACGAGAGUUGUAUGGCUCCGACAUUAAGGACGUGUGACCCAAAGAUGAUCCAUUACUUCAAACUGGAAGGCGUUGACCAUUUCAUGACCAAAUUCAACGGCGGUUCCUCCACGUCGGAAAGUGCUUGCGGCGACAAGUGUAUGAAGGAUUGCAAGUGUUUAGGGUUUUUCUAUAACCGGAAAAGGUCGAGGUGUUGGUUGGGUUACGAGCUAAAGACGUUGACUAAGACCGGUGAUUCUUCUCAAGUUGCUUAUAUUAAGGCGCUUAGCACGAAAGGCAAGGCUGAUGUUUGAGAUUGUGUGGGGCGUGGGGUCAUAGUGAUUGGGCUUGGGCUUUGUGGUUUAUCUUGUGUUGGGCCUAGCGUUUAGGCCCAUUUUACUUUUUUUUAAGACCAUUUAAUAAACUUCCAUGGGUCAUGGCCAUUGUUUUCUUUU